AGCUUCUAAGUAUUCUAUUCAAGAGUAGCAACCGCAGAUAUGCUUCACCCUGGAUGCACAGCUCCUACUAGAUUAAAAAUAUUAAAUCAAAACUCUUAAUUCAAAAGGGGUAACCGUUGGAUGCUAUCGAGGAAUAGCCUUGUGGAUGUUUGUCAUGAGAAAACUGAGAAAAGAUCAUAUGAAGCUUUGCUCAGUCAGUGCAAGUCAAUCACAACAGGCAGGAAACUCCACCAAAGCCUUCUGGAGGCAGGAUAUCUUUCUCAAUCCGAUUCAUUCUUUGCCAACCUUCUUAUACGCAUGUACGGGAAGUGCAACAGCAUCAGCGAUGCUAAAAACGUCUUCGAUUCAAUCUCUAAGAGGAACGUUUUCUCCUGGACUAUCAUGCUUGCCGCAUAUGCCCAGAACGGGCAUAUCCGCGAGGCGAGAGAUAUCUUUGACAAAAUGCCCUCGACACUCAAGAAUGUUGUUUCAUGGAACUCAAUGAUUUCUGCAUACUCUCAAGCUGGGAAUUCCAAAGAAGCCUUUUGCAUAUUCAAGCUCAUGGAUCAGGAAGGGAUUCGACCGAAUGAAAUUACGCUGAUUAGCAUUCUGGAUGGAUUCUCCAGUUGCAAUGCCUUAGAACAAGGCAAGAGUGUUCACAAGAGCAUUGAUUCCACUUUCAUUCUUUGUGACGUUCGAGUGGGAACUGCGCUGGUCGACAUGUAUGGAAAAUGUGGAAAUAUUGGAGAGGCCAAGGCUGUGUUUGAUGUGAUGCGGACCAAAAACGAGGUGACAUGGAAUGCCAUGAUGGCUGCAUAUGCCCAGAACGGGCAUUCCAAUUUGGCGAUCCGGCUGUUCCAGCUCAUGAGCGUCGAAGGUGUCAAGCCCGACGACGCUAACUUUGUGAGCGUGUUGGAAGCUUGUGGUGACGCUGGAGAUCUAACGGUUGGUCGACUGAUUCACAGUUUUGCUGCUCAAAGUGGAUACGAUUCAAACCUGAUGGUGGCAACUUCGCUGCUAAACAUGUACAGUAGAUCGAGAGAGUUUGAUCGGGCAAGAGAGAUUUUUGACAGUGCUGAAAGCAAAGACGUUGUUUUGUGGACUGCUCUGCUGGUCGCAUAUGUCCAGAGCGGGCAUGGCAAGGAAGGGUUUCGAGUUUUCGUUUGCAUGGACCUGGAGGGAUUUACACUGGACGAGGCUUGUUUCAUCAGUGCUCUCGACGCUUGUGGGAGUGUCCUCGCUGUGGACGAAGGAAAACUCGUUCACGCAAGCUUGCUAAGUGACUAUAAAUAUUAUCUUAGCACCAAGAUCCAAAAUGCGCUGGUUCACAUGUAUGGACAGUGUGGUCAUCUCAGAGAAGCGAGAAAGAUCUUCGAGGACAUGAGAUCAAGGGAUAAAGUGUCGUGGAAUGGGAUUCUCACAGCCUAUGCCCGCCACGGGCAGAUCCACGACACUCUAGACUUGUUCUUGAGAAUGAACCUAGAGGGCAUACCACCCAAUGCAAUAACUUUCACAAACGUUCUCUCUGCUUGCAGCCAUGCAGGCAAGCUCUCCAGAGCGAUGUUUUUCUUGGCUUCCAUGCAAGGCGACCAUGGAGUUUGCCUCGAGAAAGACCACUACGCGUGUGCCGUCGAUCUGCUCGGACGGCUGGGACAGCUCCACGAGGCAGAGGCUUUGACGGACGGGAUCUCCAGUGGCAUUGGAUGGAUGGCGUACCUGAGCGCUUGCAAAGCUCACGGGAAUGUUGAGGCGGCAGCGAGAGCUGCUGAUAGAGUUCUCAAGCUGAAUCCAGAGAACUCGGCACCUUAUGUCUUGUUCUCGAGCACCCAGGGAGCCAGUAAAACUCUGGAAAGCUUUUAGAUUGAAAUACUUUGGUCCUAACUUAGCGAUGACAAACAACCUCAGAAACUCAAGGCAGAAAAAGUUAAUUCCAUUAGAAUAUCCUAGUAUACACUACAAAACUUUAAACAAAAAUACAAAUGUAUAAAAACUAUAUAUAAUCA
This is a messenger RNA of Selaginella moellendorffii, 1982 nucleotides long. RefSeq names its product pentatricopeptide repeat-containing protein At2g13600. Gene Ontology annotation, biological process: RNA modification. Bases 121 to 1839 code for a protein of 572 amino acids. The record is from RefSeq and is a predicted model, not a curated record. The transcript has a single exon. Gene Ontology annotation, cellular component: intracellular membrane-bounded organelle. Gene Ontology annotation, molecular function: protein binding; RNA binding. NCBI's taxonomy places the organism in Eukaryota, Viridiplantae, Streptophyta, Lycopodiopsida, Selaginellales, Selaginellaceae.